CGCGCGCGGGGCGCGGCGGGGCCGGGGCGGGCGCGGGGUGGGCGCGGGGUGGCGGGGCCGCACGCGGGCGCCCACGUGACCGCCGGGCCCCGUUCCCCAGUCCUUAUAUGGGCAGUGACGUCCCGGGCAUUGAGGGGGCCCCCAUAAAUAGUUACCGCCAGACUUGUCCUCCAGCGCGAGCGGCGGCGGGAGCGCGGCUCUCCCGGGGCACCGCCGCGCCGCGACGGGGCGGCCGCCCGCCCGCCCGCACAUGCCCGCUCCGCGCCGGCUCCGCGCCGUUCCCCCGCGCCGGUAGCGGGAGGCAGGGGAGAGCCCCGGCCCCCCGGCGCCCCCCGUCCCCGCCCCGAGCGCCCGCCGCCGGCCGGGAGCGUCGCUCCCCGCGCCGCCCGCCGCCCCCAUGAUGACCGCCAAGGCGGCGGACAAGAUCCCGGUGACCCUCGGCGGGUUCGUGCACCAGCUCCCCGAGGGCAUUUACCCCGCGGAUGACAUCUCCGCCGCGCUGCCAACUUCGGUCGCGAUCUUCCCCAAUGCCGACCUGGCGGGGCCGUUCGACCAGAUGAGCGGGGUGGCUGCAGACGGCAUGAUCAACGUGGACAUGGGCGACAAGAGGGCCCUGGACCUGCCCUACGGCGGCGGCUUCGCGCCCGGCGCCCCGGCCUCCCGCAACCAGACCUUCACCUACAUGGGCAAAUUCUCCAUCGACCCGCAGUACCCCGGCGCCGGCUGCUACCCCGAGGGCAUCAUCAACAUCGUGAGCGCGGGCAUCCUGCAGGGGGUCAGCGCGCCCUCCUCCGCCGCCUCCUCCGCCUCCUCCGCCGCCUCCUCCGCCUCCUCCUCGGCCACCGCCGCCUCCGCCGCCUCCGCCUCCCCCAACCCGCUGGCCGGGGCCCUGGGCUGCACCAUGGCGCAGGGCCAGCCGGCCGACCUGGAGCACCUCUACUCGCCGCCGCCGCCGCCCUACUCGGGCUGCGGCGACCUGUACCCGCAGGACCCCUCCUCGGCUUUCCUGCCCGCCGCCGGCGGCGGGGCGCUGCCGUUCCCCCCGCCGCCCUCCUACCCCUCCCCGAAGGCGGCGGCGGCCGACGGCGGGCUCUUCACCAUGAUCCCCGAGUACGGCGGCUUCUUCCCGCCGCCCCAGUGCCAGCGGGAGCUGCACGCCGGCCCCGACCGCAAGCCCUUCCCCUGCCCGCUCGACUCGCUCCGCGUCCCGCCGCCCCUCACGCCGCUCUCCACCAUCCGCAACUUCACCAUGGGGGCGCCCCCGGCGGGCGCCGCCCCCGGCAGCGCCCCCGGCGGCGCCCCCGGCCCCGGCGGCGGCGGCCCCGGCCCCGGCGGGGGAGCGGAGGGCGCCCGGCUGCCCGGCGGCGCCUACAGCCCGCACCACCUGCCGCUGCGGCCCAUCCUGCGGCCCCGCAAGUACCCCAACCGGCCCAGCAAGACGCCGGUGCACGAGCGGCCCUACCCCUGCCCCGCCGAGGGCUGCGACCGCCGCUUCUCCCGCUCCGACGAGCUCACCCGCCACAUCCGCAUCCACACGGGCCACAAGCCCUUCCAGUGCCGCAUCUGCAUGCGCAACUUCAGCCGCAGCGACCACCUCACCACCCACAUCCGCACGCACACCGGCGAGAAGCCCUUCGCCUGCGACUUCUGCGGCAGGAAGUUCGCCCGCUCCGACGAGAGGAAGCGGCACACCAAGAUCCACCUGCGCCAGAAGGAGCGCAAGGGAGCGGGAGCCUCCGCCGCCGGGGCCGGGACCGGGGCCGGGUGCCCGCAGCCCGGCGGCGGGAGCGGGGCCGCCCUGGCCCCCUGCGCGGCUCGGACGCGGACGCCCUGAGGGCGCGGGGCGCGCAGGAGCCAGCGCGGAGCCGCCGCCGCCCAGCGCGGCGGGGCGCGGGGCCCGGCGGGGCGCGGCGAGCACCCGGCGGCGCCGCGGGGGGCUCCCCGGGCCGAGCCGAGCCGAGCCGGGCCGCGUCGGGCCGGGCCGGGCCGGGGGGUGUACAUAGGGGCUGCGGCGGGAGGAUGGAUGCAUGCAGUGCCGUCGUGGUGAGGUGUCCUUGGUGCCUUGUGUGGUGUAGAGCCCGGUCCCCCGGCUGCAUGCGGCGGGGUGCCUUACCGAGCCGCUCCGACGACAGCGGCGACGCCGAGACCGGAAAGUUUUCCCUCCCUGGUUUUAGUAUGGCUGUACAUUUCUGCCUAUUAAUAUUGGGAUUUUUUUUUUUAGAGACUAUAUUUUUGUACGCACUGGUUUGUUUUUGUUUUUGUUUUUUUCUCGGUGACUUAAAAGUGUUCCGUUUGUAGUAGGACUCCGCACGGGAUGUAAAUACUCGCGCUGGAGCCGCCGCCCGGCGUCCGGGCUGCGGAGCGCGGCAGCUAACACGAGUGAUGCACAACCACUAACGGGAGCUCGCGGGAGAGGGGGGCUCUCCCCGGCCGCUCUGUAAAUAAACUUUUCGACAGGAGGGUCGGUGCUUACAACGUUUCUAAGAGAAGACAAAUAAAUCUCUUAAUUAUGCUAA
Anas platyrhynchos (mallard) is the source of this 2516-nucleotide messenger RNA. RefSeq names its product early growth response 2 (gene EGR2). Gene Ontology annotation, biological process: regulation of transcription by RNA polymerase II. Lineage: Eukaryota; Metazoa; Chordata; Aves; Anseriformes; Anatidae. The record is from RefSeq and is a predicted model, not a curated record. Gene Ontology annotation, molecular function: RNA polymerase II cis-regulatory region sequence-specific DNA binding; DNA-binding transcription factor activity, RNA polymerase II-specific.